Messenger RNA from Polistes dominula (European paper wasp), 851 nucleotides. RefSeq lists its product as uncharacterized. Lineage: Eukaryota; Metazoa; Arthropoda; Insecta; Hymenoptera; Vespidae. Gene Ontology annotation, biological process: endonucleolytic cleavage in 5'-ETS of tricistronic rRNA transcript (SSU-rRNA, 5.8S rRNA, LSU-rRNA); endonucleolytic cleavage in ITS1 to separate SSU-rRNA from 5.8S rRNA and LSU-rRNA from tricistronic rRNA transcript (SSU-rRNA, 5.8S rRNA, LSU-rRNA); small-subunit processome assembly. Gene Ontology annotation, cellular component: nucleolus. Gene Ontology annotation, molecular function: RNA binding. The record is from RefSeq and is a predicted model, not a curated record.
UAGAAAAUAUUAUUUUGUAUUUUUAUUAUUGAAAUAAAAUAGAAUAAAAAUAUUUAAUUAUUAACCAUAUUUUGGUUAAAUAUAGAAAUCAUUAUAUAUAUGCAAGUACUUAAGUAUAUAUGAAAGUAUAUACAUAUUUUGGUUAAGCAUAUACAAAAGUUUUUAGUUUAUGUGGAUCUUUAUAAACAUAAUAAAAAAUGUCUGAUAGACAGGAAGUGGAAAGUGUCAAAAAGAAAAAAAGUGGAAUUAUUUAUUUAUCAUCUAUUCCUAAAUAUAUGAACAUUACUACGGUUAGAGAAAUGUUUUCCACUUAUGGAAAAAUUGGUAGAGUAUAUUUACAACUUGCUGAAAAUCCGGAGAGUGGUAAGAAAAAAAAGCCGAUAAAACAUUUUACAGAAGGAUGGGUGGAAUUUGAAAGUAAGAGAGUAGCCAAAUAUGUAGCUACGACAUUAAAUAACAAACAAAUUUCAAUGCGUAAGAAAAGUAAAUUCUUUGAUGUCAUAUGGAAUAUUAAAUAUUUACCAAGAUUUAAAUGGAUUCAUUUAAGUGAACGCUUAGCAUAUGAACGAGCAAUUCACAAGCAAAGACUUCAAACAGAAAUUGCACAAGCAAAGAGAGAAACUAAUUACAUUUCUAAUAAUAUUGAUAGAAGUAAGAAGUUAAGUAAAAAGAAAAUUGAAGGAAACACAACAAAGUUUAUUUUACCUAAAAUCAAACAAAGGGACACAGAUGAGGAAAUUAGAAAUAUAAAAGGAGAAACCGAGCCCCAAAAUAGAGACGAAAUUUUUAAAUCUUUAUUUAGUUAAUGUUUUUAAAAGACUGCAAUAAAUAUUUAAUGUUCGAAUUUUUUA